Molecule: messenger RNA, 4545 nt
Organism: Monomorium pharaonis (pharaoh ant)
Lineage: Eukaryota; Metazoa; Arthropoda; Insecta; Hymenoptera; Formicidae
Exons: 5
Coding region: 2662-4374 (570 amino acids)
Molecular function (GO): protein binding
Source: RefSeq, a predicted model, not a curated record
AAAUAUUUUAUUUUACUAAUUACAUACAAACUUUUCUGUUUUUAUUAUAAUAAAAUCUCGUUAAAUUUAUAUUAAAAAAUAUAUAUUGUUUCGAUAAUAUUUAAUAUAUCAUACGCAUAUUAAGAAACUUACUCCUGUUGCACGUAGAUGCAUUAAAACUUCUCGUGCACGAAAAUUCAAUGAGCGAGUGCAUCAAGUGGAAAUUUAUAUUAAGUCAAUGCAAAAAUGCUUAUGGUUGUUAAUUAACUUUUCUCAGUUUUUUUAUAUAUUAAAUAUUAUAAUAAAAGAAGUAAAAAUAAAAUACAUACAAAUAUUAAUAAUUUUUUCAUCAAAUAAUUAGUUAUAAAAUAUCAAGAUAUUAAUUAUUGUUAAUAGAUGCUGUUAAACAAUUUUUUAUCUACGACAUAACGCACAUGUCAAAUUUAACGAUAUUAUAAAUUCACUUGUACACUCGUUCCACGAACGUUCCACGAGUCUGCCGGUACAAUCACGCGCGAAAGCGCGAUUGUAGAGAGAAGUUUAAUAUCUGCUAAACAAAUUUAUUCGAAAAAGCGCAAAUAUCCUUGAACUCGAACGGGAUCCUUUUCAGCUCUUCAACGCGUUAUGCGAAUCACGGGAAUUUUCUGGAUCGUACAAAUGAUUGCCGUACUGAUUUUACACAACAACGGCUGAUUCGCCGUGUCCCGCAGCCCGAAAUCCCGAAAUCUUUUUAUACCGCUAGAUUUAUUCCGUCGCUCGUAAGAUUUUUCGAUUAUGCUAGCACGUAAUAAUUUAUUCAUGCGGCUUUUCGUACCGUCGAGACACAGUGAUCGCCUGGAGAAGUUAAAAUGUCAUAUCAAGUAUUCGCGUAAUUAAGUAUUUGUGAGAAACCUAGAUAGUACGAUUGUUGUUAUUUAUUAUCGUAAGUAAUUUUAUGAAUUAUAAAAAUUGAAAUUAAUUCUUUUUUUAGUUUUUAUUGCACUUAUUAUAAGGCUAAUCGAAGAAAGAAUGUUCCAAAGAAAAUGAUAUAUUUUAAUUUUUAAACAUUUAAUUUGCUCGUCAUUUUAAACAAUAAAAUCAAAUAUUAAUGAGUAAUUUCUUUAAAAUAUUUAUUUCUUGUGUAUUAUGAAAUAUAUUUGCACAAAUAUUGGAGAUUUAUUUUAAAUAAUCUUAUACAAUAUAUAAUUAAAUUUGUUUACAACAGGUUUCUCUAUUAACUGCUUUGAAACAAAUCGAGAAAAAAUUACUAGAAAAAGAUUUAAUUCGUAUACGUGUGUGUUAGCUAAACAUUGUUUCUUUUAGCUUUGCUUAUUUUGGAGAAUACUGCAUUAUUUAAGCAACAAGAAAGAUAUUCUGAUAUAUUUUUCUAACAAAAUUUUUAAAUACUAAAAUUUUUUUAAUUUUUUUUUAAUCUAUCAAUUAUAACGAGAUUGUAUUAUUAGGAGAUUUUUACAUAAUUUUAAUAAUUAAAGAUUAUUUUAACAUUAAAUGUGGCUGUCCAAAAAUCUAUAAUUUUCAAAUUAGCCUAUAAAUCUCAUAUACAGUUCUCAAAUAACCAUAUUUAAUAUUAAACCAUAUUAAAUAUAAUGUUAAUUAUGGAAUGUUAUCGAAUUCUUCCUUGUUGAGCAAGUAUUUGACAAUUAAUUAUUAUAUAGAAUUUUUUACACGAUAAUAAUAAUGACAAUUGUUAUAAAUUGACAUACUUUAAGUAUGUCUACUUUUGUAAAAGUAUGAAAAAUAUGAUAGAAAUUUUUGUAUUGUGUUAUUGACAUAACGCGGUACUUUGUCUCUGCGGCAACUCAAUAUGAGAAGCAUCCUCUAUCUAUAGAUUUAUAUCCUGUUCUCUAGAUUUUUAUGGAAUUGUGAAUCAUGCAUUGUGAUAUUACUAUAUAGCCUAUCUUGUAUAUUGUUAUUGCUACGUUACAAUUACUAUACGUAACACGACUUUCCAUUUUUACUUCAACAUUUCUAUAUUUAUCUUCAUCUCUUCAUAUGAAAAAUAUUGUAAUAAAAUAUCACGAAGUCUAAUUUGUCUACAAAUUUUUUUCCACCAGAAGCAAGAAAUAUCGAACUAUAAUAGCUUUCUCUAUAUUACAAACUUCUUAUUAAACAGUUUGCGUUCCUAAAAAUAAGAUUAAAAUAUUUUCAAACAUAUUUAUUAUAUUGUUUUAAGAUAAUAAAAAACCUAACUUUAAUUUUAAAUUAAAUAAAUUUUAUUUGUAGUAUUUUUUUACUUGCGUUUUUAUAGCAUUUCUAUAGCAUUAUUUUAAAUUAAAAAAUCUUUCAAAUUAAAAAGAUAUAACACUUUAGUCAUUUUAAUUGUUAUACAAUUAUUAUAGCAAGAGAAUUAUCAUAACAAUUACCUUAUAAUUAUGAGAGUAUAAAUAUAAAGAAUGUGUGAAAUCAUUUAACUAUUAUAUUUAAAAAAUAUUACUCUGUAUGUACACGGACAAAAAUUUAUAGGAAAAAUUAUUAUGGUAAAUAGUAAGCGCAGACCAAAGAAGGAAUUAUGAAAACUUUUACUAUGUUUUUCAACAAAUUAUAUAGUAUUUACACUACUUAUGAUAUAAUGCUUUAAAAUUUUUUUUCAUGGUCCGUACACUGAACUAUCGUAUAUAGUAAUUUUUUAUAUGAAAUUUUUUCCGUGUAUAUACAUACAUAUGUUCCGAUUUCCGAUUCGAUAUGCAAAUGUGCAUGUUAUUCUGCAUUAGAAAUCAACAAACUGCGGUGUUCAGAUCAAACUUCCUCAAUGUAGUUCGGUUGAGUAUGAGCAACAGGAUUGAAUACUUGGUGAAGUAUUCAGUUGCACCUCCGCCCAGCAGAGACUAUUACGGUUUGAAAGUUUUUCAGGACGAGGUAAUUCUGUAUCUAUGGAAAAUUUCUCACGGGCCUCAUAAAGCACCGAUUGUAUAUCACGCUAAACUUAUUGAAUUCGAUCAAGAAAAAUCCUUGCAGGACGAAAUACGUCGCGGAUUUGGUAAAUAUUUAUUACAAUACGUGAACAAUAUUGCUGAAGGGCAUAGAAAUACUCUUUUAACUUUACCAAAAUCAAUAAUCGGAAAAAUAUCAAGAUAUUUAAAGUUUACAGACAUAAUUAAAUUAUCUUCAUUAUCACAUAUCGCAUAUGAGAUAUUCAAUACUGAUUUAGUUUGGCAGAUACUUUAUACGAGAGAUAAAAAAGCCAAUAUCAGCCUAGAAGAAAAAGACGGAAUUAUAGUUUAUGGUUGGAAGCAAUUGUAUAAAGCCAAACAAAUGCAGACAAUAAUUAAAGAGCAAAAGAAAUUUCAAGCUCCAAAUUUAUCAGUUACAAAUAAUGCAAAAACUAACAAGCUAUUAAUAAAACCUAUUAAUGAUCCACCAAAAUCUGUCUCUAAUAAAACUUCAACUAUUAACACGACAAAGAAAAAUUUUGAAUCUUCGAUGACUACAAUCCCACUUUCCAAAACGAUAUCCGACACUCGAUUUCGCACAUAUACAAAGAACGUGAAGCCACUUCUACAAAAGGAGGACACAAAAAAUACCAGUUCUUCAUUCAACGUGAAUGAGACAAACGUCAGAAAGGAUACCAUUAAAUCAAAGAUGAAAACUGGAAAACAAGAAAUUGGAAGUGUUUCUAAAUGUAACAAAAUAUUUGGCAAACAAAUAAAUCAAACAACAAAGUCAGAAAAGUUUUCAAAUAAAAUUAACAUUAGCAACACAAAUUUGAAUAAAAUUGACAAUAUUAAUACAAAAUUAACAUCAACACAAGAAAGUAAAUUAAAAUCUAAAACGCAAACUGCUUCUAAAACGUCAAAUUUCAAAAAUACUCUAAAAAAUAUCAAAGCAUCUUCAGUUUUAACACAAAAUUUACAUAGCAAAACUCAAUUAAGGGAUAAAUCUAAAAAAAAGGAAAUUGCGACCAAGUCUCAAAUACUUAAUACUGAUAAAGUAUUAUCCGAAGACCCUUUUAUAGUCGGAGAUGACAGAAUCGACCUAGCUGAUCUAAUCGAAGCAAGUUUGACGAAUAUUCGAAGUCCGCGAAGCAUAUUUGAUUAUGAUUUUAGUUGCGUACAAAAAUCGAACAAACCAAAAGAUAUUAUGGAUAUUAGAAACGAAAUUCAGAAUAAGUUGAAAGAAUUAAAAUCUACUGAAAGCAAUGCCAUCACAAAUAACUUUUCCAACAAAAUAAUUCAGAAUGAAAGAACUCUAGAGAAGGUUUCAAAGGAAUUUGAACCGUUUAGUGAAGCAUCCAAUGAAUAUCUCGUAAACGAUAAAAGUGUUUUAUCAAAAGGAAACAAUAAAUCUUUUUCAUUGUCUGAGAAGUAUAUGAAAGCUCGAGAAGAACUUCUAAAAUGUUUAGAUUUGAAACAAAACGAUCCAGAAUUUUCUCAAUGGGAUCCAGAUAUAAGUUUUUAAAACGAAUCUUUUAUAAGUUCGAGAACAAUUUAUAACAAUAAUAAGAAAUCCUUUAUUCCUGCAAGAUUAUUAGAAACUUUCUUUGAAAAAACAUAUUUUGUGUUGAAUGACUUAGAAAGUAAAAAGAAACAAAAUUCUAAAGAUGUUCAAAGAAAUUAAAUAAAAUUUACA